CGCUCUGGUAGCUGUGGUCGGGGCUCGGGACCGGCUGCCAUCUUAGUCUAGGGACUGAGGAGUCGCCGCCGCCCGGAGUCCCGGUACCAUGCAUUUCACAGUGGCCUUGUGGAGACAACGCCUUAACCCAAGGAAGUGACUCAAACUGUGAGAACUUCAGGGUCUUCCUCUGUUGCCCAGGCUGGAGUACAGUGGUGUGAUCACAGCUCACUGCGGACUUACCUCCUGGGUCGGGAGUGGUGGUGUGCACCAGUGGUCCCAGCAACUCAGGAGGCUGAAGCAGAAGGACCCCCCAGCCCGGGAGGCGCUCCAGAACACCCCAGCUUGGGUGACAGAGUUUUCCAACCUAUUGGUGGUAUGUCUGACAGUGGAUCACAACUUGGUUCAAUGGGUAGCCUCACCAUGAAAUCACAGCUUCAGAUCACUGUCAUCUCAGCAAAACUUAAGGAAAAUAAGAAGAAUUGGUUUGGACCAAGUCCUUAUGUAGAGGUCACAGUAGAUGGACAGUCAAAGAAGACAGAAAAAUGCAACAACACAAACAGUCCUAAGUGGAAGCAACCCCUUACAGUUAUCGUUACCCCUGUGAGUAAAUUACAUUUUCGUGUGUGGAGUCACCAGACACUGAAAUCUGAUGUUUUGUUGGGAACUGCUGCAUUAGAUAUUUAUGAAACAUUAAAGUCAAACAAUAUGAAACUUGAAGAAGUAGUUGUGACUUUGCAGCUUGGAGGUGACAGAGAGCCAACAGAGACAGUAGGAGACUUAUCAAUUUGUCUUGAUGGGCUACAGUUAGAGUCUGAAGUUGUUACCAAUGGUGAAACUACAUGUUCAGAAAGUGCUUCUCAGAAUGACGAUGGCUCCAGAUCCAAGGAUGAAACAAGACUGAGCACAAAUGGAUCAGAUGAUCCCGAAGAUGCAGGAGCUGGUGAAAAUAGGAGAGUCAGUGGGAAUAAUUCUCCAUCACUCUCAAAUGGCGGUUUUAAACCUUCUAGACCUCCAAGACCUUCACGACCACCACCACCCACCCCACGUAGACCAGCAUCUGUCAAUGGUUCACCAUCUGCCACUUCUGAAAGUGAUGGGUCUAGUACAGGCUCUCUGCCACCGACAAAUACAAAUACAAAUACAUCUGAAGGAGCAACAUCUGGAUUAAUAAUUCCUCUUACUAUAUCUGGAGGCUCAGGCCCUAGGCCAUUAAAUCCUGUAACUCAAGCUCCCUUGCCACCUGGUUGGGAGCAGAGAGUGGACCAGCACGGACGAGUUUACUAUGUAGAUCAUGUUGAGAAAAGAACAACAUGGGAUAGACCAGAACCUCUACCUCCUGGCUGGGAACGGCGGGUUGACAACAUGGGACGUAUUUAUUAUGUUGACCAUUUCACAAGAACAACAACGUGGCAGAGGCCAACACUGGAAUCUGUCCGGAACUAUGAACAAUGGCAGCUACAGCGUAGUCAGCUUCAAGGAGCAAUGCAGCAGUUUAACCAGAGAUUCAUUUAUGGGAAUCAAGAUUUAUUUGCUACAUCACAAAGUAAAGAAUUUGAUCCUCUUGGUCCAUUGCCACCUGGAUGGGAGAAGAGAACAGACAGCAAUGGCAGAGUAUAUUUCGUCAACCACAACACUCGAAUUACACAAUGGGAAGACCCCAGAAGUCAAGGUCAAUUAAAUGAAAAGCCCUUACCUGAAGGUUGGGAAAUGAGAUUCACAGUGGAUGGAAUUGCAUAUUUUGUGGACCACAAUAGAAGAACUACCACCUAUAUAGAUCCCCGCACAGGAAAAUCUGCCCUAGACAAUGGACCUCAGAUAGCCUAUGUUCGGGACUUCAAAGCAAAGGUUCAGUAUUUCCGAUUCUGGUGUCAGCAACUGGCCAUGCCACAGCACAUAAAGAUUACAGUGACAAGGAAAACAUUGUUUGAGGAUUCCUUUCAACAGAUAAUGAGCCUCAGUCCCCAAGAUCUGCGAAGACGUUUGUGGGUGAUUUUUCCAGGAGAAGAAGGUUUAGAUUAUGGAGGUGUAGCAAGAGAAUGGUUCUUUCUUUUGUCACAUGAAGUGUUGAACCCAAUGUAUUGCCUGUUUGAAUAUGCAGGGAAGGAUAACUACUGCUUGCAGAUAAACCCCGCUUCUUACAUCAAUCCAGAUCACCUGAAAUAUUUUCGUUUUAUUGGCAGAUUUAUUGCCAUGGCUCUGUUCCAUGGGAAAAUCAUAGACACAAGUUUUUCUCUACCAUUCUAUAAGCGUAUCUUGAGCAAACCAGUUGGACUCAAGGAUUUAGAAUCUAUUGAUCCAGAAUUUUACAAUUCUCUCAUCUGGGUUAAAGAAAACAAUAUUGAGGAAUGUGGUUUGGAAAUGUACUUCUCCGUUGACAAAGAAAUUCUAGGUGAAAUUAAGAGUCAUGAUCUGAAACCUAAUGGUGGCAAUAUUCUUGUAACAGAAGAAAAUAAAGAGGAAUACAUCAGAAUGGUAGCUGAAUGGAGGUUGUCUCGAGGUGUUGAAGAACAGACACAAGCUUUCUUUGAGGGCUUUAAUGAAAUUCUUCCCCAGCAAUAUGUGCAAUACUUUGAUGCAAAGGAAUUAGAGGUCCUUUUAUGUGGAAUGCAAGAGAUUGAUUUGAAUGACUGGCAAAGACAUGCCAUCUACCGUCAUUAUACGAGGACCAGCAAACAAAUCAUGUGGUUUUGGCAGUUUGUUAAAGAAAUUGAUAAUGAGAAGAGAAUGAGACUUCUACAGUUUGUUACUGGAACCUGCCGAUUGCCACUAGGAGGAUUUGCUGAUCUCAUGGGGAGCAAUGGACCACAGAAAUUCUGCAUUGAAAAAGUUGGGAAAGAAAAUUGGCUACCCAGAAGUCAUACCUGUUUUAAUCGCCUGGACCUUCCACCAUACAAGAGCUAUGAGCAACUGAAGGAAAAGCUGUUGUUUGCCAUAGAAGAAACAGAAGGAUUUGGACAAGAGUAACUUCUGAGAACUUGCACCGUGAAUGGGCAAGAACUUAUUUGCAAUGUUUGUCCUUCUCUGCCUGUUGCACAUCUUGUAAAAUUGGACUAUCGCUCUUUAGAGAGUUAUCUGAGUGUAAGUAAAUUAAUGUUCUCAUUUAGAUUUAUCUCCCAGUGAUUUCUACUCAACAUUUCCAGAAAUCAGGUCUGCAAAUGACUAGUCAAAACCUUGCUUAAUAUGAGAUUUUAACACAACAACGAAAUCUGCCUUGUCUUAUUCCACUAGUUUGUUCCUUUAACAACAAUUCUGUAUAUGUGUCAAAAGUCUCACUUGGGAGUAGUUUUUUUUCUCUUAGAGAUUCUGCAGAUAUACAGGGAAGUCCUUUGGUAACUGCAAUAUACAAGAUCUGCCUAUUUAACCUCUUGGUAAGAGGCAUUUGUUAAAAGUGGAAGCUUAGCCCAGCUUCUGGGGAUGUGAGCAAAAUUCUGGCUUGUGUUCUCCCUCUCAUUUUAGUCUGACUUGACUAUUGUUUUUCCUUUCUGGAGCAUGAAUCCAUACAUCAUUCCUGGAAGUGAUACAAGACUCUUGCAUCUCUACAAAGUAGUUUUGUCAAUUUGAAUUCAGGGAAAAGUUCUUCACAGCCUACAAAUGACUUCAUUUGGAAGUUUGAUUGUUUCAGUUACCUGGCAAAUAUUACACUUUACAAUGUUAACACUGUGAUUCCUUCAUUGUUUUAAGAAGUUAACCUAGGGCCGGGCAUGGUGGCUCAUACCUGUAAUCCUAGCACUUUGGGAGGCCGAGGCAGGAGGAUCCCUUUAGCCCAGGAGUUCAAGACCCGCCUGGGCAAUAUAGGGAGACCCUGUCUCUUUUGGGGAAGGGUAGGGGGAGAAAUAAAUAAAUAAAAGGAAAAAAAAAGUUAACCUAGAAUUAGAAUUAAUUUAACUGAAUUCAUCUAAGGAUGUCACUGGUGAUUUUUAUAUGUUCCUCUACAUAAUUGAUGCUUUAUAAUUUUAUCAUAAUCCAACAACUUCAUUUAUAUUUAAUUGUUAAGGAGUUUAAGACUAGAAAGACUAGAGUGUUUUCUAGUCCAAAUAGAGGUCAGUGAAACAGCUUUUGACAUCAAAUUUUCAUUUGAGAGGAAAGCUGUGGUACUGGCUAAAAACAAAGGAAGAUAACAUCCAGUAACCACAGGAAUAUAUUCUCUGUGAAUUAAAAGUCUUCAAAGUUAUCAUUUCUCUGACAUAUGUUGGAGUAGUCAUUUCCAUUCUUUACAUUGUCAUGAACUGGAUUGAUACCCCUCAUCUGCCAUAUUCUUUUUACCCCUAAAAUUUUUAACAGGGUUUCCUUUUUUUCUCAUGACUAUUUAAGUUUAGAUUGCUCCAUUAUUAACUGAUUAAUGCACUUUGAAGUUCUCUGGAAUUAAUUAUUUUAACUUGGCCUAGCUUUGACUGUCAAGAUGGCUGUUAUAAAUUUGACUUCAUUGGCAGUGGAAUAAAGCCUAAGCCAGCUGAGUCCCUAUCAUAGCUGAACCCUGAGGACAGCCUCAUAGCUCAUGUAUCAGGGACUUUUGCUACAUUUCAGAGGCAUAGCAUGAACAACUAAUAUUAAACCAAGAACAAGCAGCAGAACCCUGUUCCAUAUGGGAAAAACAAAACAAAACAAAAAACAAAACACUUUUUUGUCCCUAAUGUUCUUCCUUUUUACAUCCUGGAACAACAAUAAAAACAUUUUUUUUAAACUUGUCUAUCUGUACUCCAAGACACUGCCAUCAUAAAGCAGAGACUUACAUGAGUGAAAAGGUUGCCUCAUCAAGAAACUCAGUGUAAAUAGGGAGACUAGGCUCUCCCCAGCUCUAUGGUUUUUUUAUUUCAUGUACCCCAGGAAAUACUGUGUGGUUUCUAAAAUCCCUGGUUGUUAAAAGUAGGGACUCUGCCUUUUUGUUAGUAGGGGAAAAAAAAAAUGCUAUUGCUUUGUCUUACAGAGCGAAUGUCUGCCAACUGCCCAUUCAUUAUAUUAGUCUGAACUUGGUAAUAUAUGGCUAAUGAAGAUUAAGCCCUCUAUAAAGACUUCCUGUUGAGGUGAAUUAUCAUACUGAAAUGUAGUUACCUACAAUAUUUACUAGAGAUUUAUGAAAUUAAAUUAAGCGAUAAUGUAAGAAAAUAGAUUUUUUUGGUUCUAUAUAAUGCUUCAUGAUUCAUUUAGGGACCUAGAAAUAUUGUGUGAAAAUAUAUAAAUAUCACCCAAAAGGCUUUCUGCCCUAUAUUUUUAAAAUACAGAAUAGUUAUAUUUGAAAUAGCCCUGGCCCUAGUUCUAUAGGGCUCGGCUAUUUAAUAUUUUUAUGGAAGAAGUGUUUAGUUCUGGAAAAGGUAAAUGCUUGUAUAUAUUUUUGCAGCCUGGGAUCUCCCUACUCCAUUUUUUCCUUUAAUUUAAGUGGCCACAUGUAUAUGUCUUCCCUGCUGUGUUAGGAAAAUGGGGGCUGGAUAUCCCAAGAAUCAGAGGUUAUAUAAAAAUAUUGCAAAUAGACAGAAGACAUAAAUAUCUACCAAAUGCUAUCUUAAAUUUUGGUCCAAACUGAACAUAUGGAAAUAGAUUUGUUAUAAGUAUUUACUUAGAGCUUUUUCUUAAAUCUGAACUAAAUUGCUUUUAGAAUUCUUUUUCUUUGUAAGCAUUGUAAAUGCUAAUAAAUCCUGUUAAUUUUUUUUUUUUUUUUUUUUUUUUUUUUUUACUGCAUGUUACAUUGAAAUAAAACCAAGUAAAAUGAGCAAUUGCCUUAUUCUUCUGCUCUUUUGCAGGGGGUGGGGGUUGGGGAAGACAGCAUUCCACAGCCUGGUCAGGAGGGAAGGACCUCACUUGUUUCAUCAAAUGGAGUGGUUUAAAACUGAUCAAGCAGCUCAUAAUAAUGAAUUCCUGCUCUGUCUUUCAUUAUCUUAUGUCAGAGUGCAGAAAAACAUCAUUUCAUAAGACUUACAAUAACUCUAUUUAAAAUUCAGGUAUUGUGCUCGGGAGGCUGAGGUGGGAGGAUCCCAGGAGUUCAAAUCUAGCCUGGGCAACAUAGCGAGACCCUGUCUCUUAAAAAAACAAAAAGACAUAUUCAGGUACUGGUUUUUCAUCAAGAGAUUGACAUACCAGUGAUCAAAAAUUUUAGUGAAACCUGACUCAACUAUACACAAAGUUCUCAUCCUAAAUGAGCUAUUUCAGUCAAGCCCACUCUACCACUUUUUACUUAUCUGGUUAAUAAUACAACAUGUUGUCAGGGUUGACUCAUGGAAUUAAAUUUUUCCUCUAUUUUUAUAUCCUUCCCUGUUUUGGAUGUAACUUCAUCUUUCUAAACUCCUUUAGAGUUAACUACUUCUAUUUAGUAUUGUUGGUAUCUCCAGCCCCCCUCCUUUUUUCGUUUUUCUUUUAGUUAUUUACUUUGUUUGUAUAUUUGCUUUUAUUAACUAAAAACGGAAUUGACAGCACAGGAUUGUAUAUUACUGUAUUAAGAGUACUUUUGUUUUCUUGAUCUGUUACUUUUAAUACUCAGGUAAUGCUACAAAUAUUACAGGGAGUUAAAUGCUUUUAUAAAGUUCCUUCAGUGGUUGCUACACUUGUGUUUUCCUACAAGAUAUAAGACUGUUCAUAAUUAAACUUUUUUGGUCCUUCA
This is a messenger RNA of Macaca mulatta (Rhesus monkey), 6571 nucleotides long. It is a transcript of the gene ITCH, whose product is annotated as itchy E3 ubiquitin protein ligase. Gene Ontology annotation, cellular component: cytoplasm. NCBI's taxonomy places the organism in Eukaryota, Metazoa, Chordata, Mammalia, Primates, Cercopithecidae. Gene Ontology annotation, biological process: protein K63-linked ubiquitination; protein K29-linked ubiquitination; proteasome-mediated ubiquitin-dependent protein catabolic process. The record is from RefSeq and is a predicted model, not a curated record. Gene Ontology annotation, molecular function: ubiquitin protein ligase activity; protein binding.